Molecule: messenger RNA, 2134 nt
Organism: Fusarium verticillioides 7600
Lineage: Eukaryota; Fungi; Ascomycota; Sordariomycetes; Hypocreales; Nectriaceae
Exons: 4
Coding region: 41-1999 (652 amino acids)
Source: RefSeq, a predicted model, not a curated record
CACUUUCAUUGACAUUCCAAACUCAAUCCGUUGUGCUCAAAUGUCAUACAUUGCCUCUGCUCGACGUCGGCGGCCACAGGAGUUCUUUCUGCCAAACGGCAAGAAGAUCAUUGCCUCCCUGCCCGAAGAUCUCGAGUCUUUACGUGAAGAACAUGGAAAGCGAAAUGAUGUUCAGGUUGAAGUUGUCAUCCACGGAUCUCCAGAACAUUGCGACUAUCUAAGAGAGACCCGAGAUCACCACGAGAGUCGCCGUGCUCACUUUCGACAACGGCAUGGACCUGCCUUUGACGAGUGGGAGGAUAUGCAGAGCCAACUUGAUAUCGUCAACAGCCACCUGGAACGGCUCUCUACCAACACGUCUGCUCUGAGUGCCAAUUUCGACAAGUUUGGUUAUGGUGCUGAGCUCCGAACUUAUGAUGAUGAUGACCCCUUACCAGCUGCUGACUCUUCCAACAUGUCAACUUCGGACACACUCUCAGUCGGCUCCGGUGGAGGUCAGCCUCGACUAGGAGAAACUAUCAAACUUUUUAAGAGGCCAGUGGUCAAGCAGUGGUUUCACAAAGGGUUGUUGUGGCGUGCCUCAGAAAACACCGAGAUCAUGGCCAUUGAGCUGUUCUUUGAUCUUCUCUAUGUCGGCAUCAUUCAUGUCAACGGCGAGCAUGUCUGGGCUGAGCCGACCGGCAAAGAGCUGCUUCGCUUCGCAAUCACGUUCAUCAUGUCAUGGAAGAUUUGGUCCGAUAUCACUCUGAUCCUGAGCUGGUUUGAGACGGACGAUGUCUUUACACGGCUUGAGAUUCUGUUCGAGAUUGCUUGUCUCCUGGGGUUCUCGACCAAUAUGACAUAUGCAUUUUAUCCUGGCGAGCACAAUACCUACACUAUGCUGGUAUCGUUCUAUGUCGCUGCUCGUUUCAGAGGUGUCUUCCACUUCUUGUACACUGGGUACCUACUGCCAAUGGUGCGAGGUGUUAUGUUCUGCCAAGCUCUCAACAUAAUUGUGCCAGCAGCCCUGUGGAUCGCUAGUAUUCAUGUUGAGAUGCCUUCUCGUCUGGGACUCAUCUGGGUUGCCAUCACCUUGGAUAUGUGCGGCCAGAGCAUCCUCACUGGAAUUUACCAAUACGGCCGUAAGGCUGCUCAUAACAAAACCAUUGUCAAGUAUCUCUCGGGGAUCUUCGAGUUCUUUCCAGCCGUCAAUAUUGAGCAUCGUGUUGAACGAACCAAUGCCUUUGUCUCGCUGGUGUUUGGGUACUCUGUCAUGGGACCAAUGUUUCAGAGCCACGGAGGAUAUACCGUUGAUGUGUUCUUGGGGAAGGCCGUUCUGGGUCUUUGCCAGGCGUUUGUGUUUAACUGGAUCUAUUUUGAUGUGGAUGGCAGCAACAUCAAUAUCCAUGCUAUUCGACGCUCCGUGAUAUCCUCGUCCGUAUGGCACUACGCCCAUCUCCCGUUCAUCAUGGGCUACAUUCUCGCAUCUGCCGGGCUAUCUAAGCUCGUCUGGAUCGCAGAUACCCCGGAUGCCAACCCUGAGCAUCUUACGGAACACUAUAUCGAGCGUUCAGACCCCGAGAUGGAUGACGGUAUCCGGUACUUCUACUGUCAAGGCCUUGCUGUGGCCUUGUUCUUUAUGGGGGUCAUUUCAGUCACUCAUGAUCAUCGCCAUCCAGCAACUAGACGCCUGUCCGAGAAGACGCGGUUGGCCAAUAGACUUCUCGUCUGCCUCAUCUUGUUUCUCUUGCCAUUGGCUAAGAGCCUUAACUCGCUAAACCUGAUAUCCAUCACUUUGGCUCUCUCUGUGUGGGUGUUGCUGCUGGAGUUGUUUGGCAAAUCGUGCCGUAACGACCCGUUCAUUGGUGAGAAGCAGGGGUGCUCAGUGAGGUACAGGUGUAAAUGCAGUAAGAAGGAUCUCGAGAAUGCCAACUUGAAUGAGAAGGAACAAAUCCCAUCGACUGAGGUGCUUGAGCUGGGACCCAGAGAGAAAACCGCUGUUCCUGAAGUGCAAGAAUAGAUACAAAAAUGGGUGAUGUGGGAUGCAACUUGGUGGUUAGCAUUUAUCCGGCUAAAUUGACGGAACGGUCUCUCGAAAAGCAGAAGGUUGAUUUAUAUAACUAAAAUGUGUGUACAGUCUAUCCCUAUUAUCGAU